CCCCGGGGCUGCCCCGCCCGGCCCCGGCCGCUCUGCACCGCGACUGCCGGCUCCGAGCCCCCGGAGCGGCUGCGGAGGUGCCGGCACCGGCCCCGGCCGGGCGAGGGGAUCGGGAUGCUGCUCUCGAAGAUCAGCUCGUUGGCUCAUCUGCGCUCCGGGACCGGCGGGGAGCUGCACGCCGCCAAGCUGCAAGCGGGUAAGGGCGGUAACGGCCCGGGGCGGCGGGUAGGGGCCGGUUGGAGCCCCGGCUGCAGCGGUAACGGCCGCGUCUGGCGCGCAGGGAAGGAGAAGGAGCCCCUGGAGCAGCUUUACCGCGUGGGACCGCUGCUGGGGAGCGGCGGCUUCGGGUCCGUGUACUCGGGGGUCCGCCUGUCCGACAGCGCCCCGGUGGCCAUCAAACACGUGGCUCGGGACCGCAUCUCCUCGUGGGGCGAGCUGCCCAACGGCACUCGAGUACCAAUGGAGAUAGCCAUGCUGAAGAAGGUGGGCUCUGGCUGCAGCGCCAUCAUCCACCUCCUGGACUGGUUUGAGCUGCCCGACAGCUUCGUGCUGGUGCUGGAGCGUCCGGAGCCGUCACAGGAUCUGUUUGACUUCAUCACGGAGCGGAGGUUCCUGCCUGAGGAGCUGGCGCGGGGGCUGUUCCUCCAGGUGCUGGAGGCUGUGCGACACUGCCACAGCUGCGGCGUCGUGCACCGAGACAUCAAGGACGAGAACAUCAUCAUCAACCUGUCCACCGGAGAGCUCAAGCUCAUCGACUUUGGCUCCAGCACCUUCCUCAAGGACACAGCCUACACCGAAUUUGACGGAACACGCGUGUACAGCCCGCCGGAGUGGGUCCGCUACCACCGCUACCACGGCCGACCAGCAGCCAUCUGGUCACUGGGAGUGCUGCUUUAUGACAUGGUCUGCGGGGACGUCCCCUUUGAGCGCGAUGAGGACAUCAUCGGUGGGGAGGUCUUCUUCCGGCGCCGGGUCUCUGUCGAGUGCCAGCACCUCAUCCGGUGGUGUUUAUCCCUGCACGCUUCCGACAGACCAUCCCUGGAAGACAUCUUCAACCACACGUGGCUGCAAGCCCUUCACCUGCCCCAGGAGACAGCCGACAUCCACCUGCACAGCCUCAUCCAGGAGCCUGGCAAGUGACAGCUCCAGGCGGCUCCUGGCCACAAGCGGCACAGAAUCCCAGACUUGUCCUUGUGAGCACAGAACUGAGCAAGGAUCCUCAGGUGGCACCUGCACACCUUGUCCUGGACCUCGUCUUCCAUGCACCAGUGGCCGCCAUCCGGCCCGGCUACCCUGGGCUUUGUGUUGUUGUUUAGUUUGCUUUGUUUUGGUUUGUUCUGGUUUGUUUUCUGGGGGAGAUCGGUGUUUGCCUUUGUCCAUUUUGGGUUUCAGGGGGACUGCGGUAGAGUUUUGGGAUUGGCUUUUCAGGGGAGGUUUGGGAUUUUGGGCGAUUUGGGCUUUUUUGGGGGUGGGUUUUAUCAGGGAGCUGGGGUUGGGGCUUGGGUGUAGGUUUUGUGGUUUGGUUUUUGUUGUUGUUUUGUUUUCUUUGUUUUGUUUCUGUUUUGUUCCUGGGCUUGGAGGCUCCCAAGUGUCUCCUGACCUGCUGGGUUCAGGAACACAAGAGGAACAGGGACCUUCUUGUGAGGAAAGCUUCCACAGGGAAGAACUGCUGGCGGGGGCAGGUCCAGGGUGGUGCCUCUUCUCCUCUGGCCCCUGCUCCAGUGCCUUCAGUUGCCAUCUGGGCUGUGCUGGAGGAAAUACUUGAAUUUUCCUACUCUGGUGCUUUUCUGAGACUCGCCUGGAUCUCCAGCUCCUUCCCAGGAAGGUCAGAGGACAUGCGGGAGCCCAGCGGGCAAUGCCUCCGGUGCCUCCAUCUCACGUGGAUUCGUCUGGGGUUCCUUGCAUCUGUGCCCUCACAAAUGCACAAACAAUGCAAACCAACAGAGCUGUAAAUAUGGACAAAGUUAGAGAGGAGCAAAGUCUGUUGUACAGUUGUUAAUAGUGAUAAGAUUUGACCUUUUUUCUUGUUGCUCCAGUUUUGGUUUUUAACUUAUUUUCAUGAAUUUGUUUUUUUUAAGAGUUCUAGCCAGUGGGCAGUUAUUUAUUUAUUUAUAAUUCCCAUGGGUUUCCAACCCGAGCCUUGCUCCUGCAGCUGCUGAUCCCCUGGUUUUCCAUUGGGGUCUUCCCUCCGUGUGUGUCCUGUGUCUGCCCCCAGGUCCGUAGUGUUCCUGCCAGCAGCCUGGGGGGGUGUGGAGCGGCUGCCUGCUCCCAGCUCCCUGUGCCCACAGCUGGGCUUGCUGCUGUUUCCCUGCCACGGGCAGGGUCUCAGUCUGCAGAUGAGGUUUGGUUGUCUCCAGGGGUGUCUUGUUUGGGGCUGGGCCAGGGGAGCUGGCCCAGGCUGUCUGUGUGUCAAGUCUCAAUGUGUAGCCGAGUGUUGAGCCGGUGGAUUUGUGUUAAUAGUUCAUAUUGUACAGGGGAACUCAGAAAUCUUAUUUUUUUUAUGCGGUUUUAAAUAAAAAUGAACCACUUGA
Molecule: messenger RNA, 2531 nt
Organism: Melopsittacus undulatus (budgerigar)
Lineage: Eukaryota; Metazoa; Chordata; Aves; Psittaciformes; Psittaculidae
Gene: PIM1
Product: Pim-1 proto-oncogene, serine/threonine kinase
Exons: 5
Coding region: 115-1140 (341 amino acids)
Biological process (GO): protein autophosphorylation; negative regulation of apoptotic process
Cellular component (GO): cytoplasm
Molecular function (GO): ATP binding; protein serine/threonine kinase activity
Source: RefSeq, a predicted model, not a curated record